Molecule: messenger RNA, 2121 nt
Organism: Diversispora eburnea
Lineage: Eukaryota; Fungi; Glomeromycota; Glomeromycetes; Diversisporales; Diversisporaceae
Source: the annotation of a GenBank genome assembly
AUGUUUAAUCGGUUUUCUAAAUUUCCAUUCUCUUCUACUUUUUCAAAAGCAUCAAAUUAUCAAAAUAUUGAUCCCAAAAAAAGAGUAAAAGGAUUCCCCGGUAUAAUAAUAGUAAAGAGAUGUUUUAAUGGAAAUAUAGUAGGAGGAAAACCAACUUCACAAAAAGGCGGAUCAGCUCUAGAAGAAUUUGGUUACGAUUUAACCAAUUUAGCCAUGGAAGGGAAGUUAGAUCCAGUAAUUGGACGUGAAAAUGAGAUUAGACGGACUAUCCAAGGAGAAGCCGGAGUAGGGAAAACUGCUAUAGUGGAAGGAUUAGCUCAAAGAAUUGUUAAUGGAGAAGUUCCCGAGAGUGUUAAAGAUAAAAAAGUAAUAGCAUUAGAUUUAGGUUCAAUAAUUGCAGGAUCAAAAUUUCGAGGUGAAUUUGAAGAUCGACUUAAAGCUAUUUUACAAGAAGUUCAAGAUUCAGAAGGAAAACUUAUUUUAUUUAUUGAUGAACUUCAUAAUUUACUUGGAUUGGGAAAAAGUGAAGGAUCAAUAGAUGCCGGAAAUUUACUUAAACCUGCUCUAGCUAGGGGAGUUUUAAGAUGUUGUGGAGCUACAACAAUUGAUGAAUAUCGAAAACAUAUUGAAAAAGAUCCUGCAUUGGCUAGAAGAUUUCAAUCAGUUAUGGUAGAAGAACCUAAUGUAGAAGAUACUAUAUCAAUUUUACGAGGAUUAAAAGAAAGAUAUGAAGUACAUCAUGGAGUAAGAAUUUCAGAUUCAGCAGUAGUAGCAGCAGCUACUUAUUCACAUCGAUAUAUUACUGAUAGAUUUUUACCAGAUAAAGCAAUCGAUUUGAUAGAUGAAGCUUGUUCAAAAUUACGAUUACAACAAGAAAAUGAACUUAAUGUUAUUUGGCAAAAAGAACGAGCGGAAUUAGAAGAAAUUAAAAAUAUUAAAUCAAAAUUGGAGCAAGUUAGAAUAGAAUUGGAAGCUGCACAACGAGCGGGAGAUUAUAGUAAAGCGGGAGAAAUAAGAUAUGGAGUAAUGCCGGAAUUAGAAAAACAGUUACCACAAGAGAAAGAUGAAGGAGAAGGUACCGAAACAUUAAUUCAUGAACGAGUUACCGCAGAUGAUAUCGGAGCGGUGAUAUCAAGAAUGACAGGAAUCCCCAUGAAUAAUUUAUUAAAAAGUGAACGAGAUCGAUUAUUACAUAUGGAAGAAAAGUUAUCGGAACGAGUUGUAGGACAAAAUGAAGCAAUUAAAAUAGUUUCAGAAGCAGUAAGAUUAAGUAGAGCUGGAUUACAAAGUCCAUCUAGACCUAUUGCUAGUUUCAUGUUUUUGGGACCUACAGGGGUUGGAAAAACUGAACUAUGUAAAGCCAUUGCGGAAUUUUUAUUUGAUACAGAGAAUUCUAUCAUAAGAGUUGAUAUGAGUGAAUAUAUGGAAAGAUUUUCAGUUUCAAGAUUAGUGGGAGCUCCACCAGGUUAUAUUGGAUAUGAGGAAGGUGGAGAAUUGACCGAAGCAGUACGGAGAAAACCAUUUUCCGUUGUGUUAUUAGAUGAAAUGGAAAAAGCUCAUAGAGAGGUUUCGCAUUUGUUAUUACAAAUAUUGGAUGAUGGAUUUGUCACCGAUUCACAAGGCCGAAAGAUCGACUUUCGAAACACCAUAAUAAUAAUGACAAGUAAUUUAGGAGCUGAUAUUUUAGCCACGGCAUCAGAUACAAUUUCGAGGGUAGUUGACGAUGGUCAAGUUAGUGAUUUAACAAGAAAUGCAGUAAUUGAUGUAGUCAAGAGACAUUUUCCUCCCGAAUUUAUUAACAGGAUUGACGAGAUGGUCGUGUUCAAUAGACUAUCACGUAAAGCAUUAAGAGGUAUAGUUGAUGUGAGAUUAAACGAAGUACAAUCACGUCUGAAGGAAAAGAAUAUUACGAUUGGUAUUGAUGAUCGUGUUAAAGAUUGGUUAUCUGAUAAAGGUGCACGACCACUUAAUCGGUUGAUACAGAAAAAGAUACUUAACGCAUUAGCCAUGUGUUUGAUUGAGGGAUCUAUUAGAAACUUUGAGGUGGCAAAAAUACGUGUUGAGAAAGUAAAUGGUAUAGAAGAUUUGGUGGUUAAAAAGAAUCAUCCAGUUGUUGCGUAA